AUGAUCAAAAACAAAUUGUACAAUAUAUAAUUAUAAAUAAUUAACAAAAAAACAUAUAAUAAGUUUAGUUAAAAGAUACUCUCUUAAAAAAUGUCAGAGUGGGAUAUGCCUAUUUACGUACCAAAAAAUCAAUAAAACAAGCCAUAGCAAAUUUAAUAAAGUAAAGAAGCUUAACAAAAUCAUUAUCAAUAAACCAAUAAAAGUAAAGUGCAAUACAUUCCUAAGGUUCAAGCCUAAAAGAAUGAAGAUUUAGAAGAAAAAAAGGUGAAUAUUGAUUAGCUAGACUAAUAAAAAAAUGUUUAAACUUAAAAAAAUAAAAAUUUGAGAUUCUUCGAUGUUGCUGCUAACUUGGGCAGUUCAUAGUUUGCAGGUUUUUAUAAAGGUAAAAAAUUUCAUGAAAAUGAUGUUAAGGAUGUUAUUUAAAGAGCAAAUGAAGGUGGAUGUGACAGACUUUUACUUUCCGCUUCUAAUUUAAAAGACGCCAAAGAAUGCUAUUAAAUUAGUUAAAUGAGUGAUAAGUUUUAUUGUACAGUAGGACUACACCCUGCUAAAGCUAAUGAAGCUGAUUAAAACACUAAUAACUACUUUAAUUAGUUAGAUGGGCUUAUAUAGAAGUAUGGUAAAAAAUGUGUUGCUGUGGGAGAAUGCGGUUUGGAUUAUGAUAGAUUGUUUUGCUCUAAAAAAGAUGUUUAGCUGAAGGUAUUUGAAGCUCACUUUAAUCUAUCUGAAAAGCACUAACUUCCAUUAUAUCUACAUAGUAGAAAUUCAAGAGAGGAUUUUUUGAAUAUUUUACAAAAAAAUAAAAAGAGAUUUACAAAUGGAUUAGUUCACUCUUAUACAGGUGGUAUAGCUGAGUUAGAAGAGCUACUCUAAGAAGGUCUUUAUAUUAGUAUUAAUGCUUUAACUUUUAAGCACAAAAAAGACUAUGAAGUAGUUAAAAGAAUUCCUUUAGAUAGAAUUAUGAUUGAAACAGAUGCCCCUUAUUGUAAAAUAAAGCCUUCUGAUGAUGGUUUUUCUCUGCUUACUUCAGAAGAGCCUCAAUUUAUAAAAAAAGAAAAAUAUCAAAAGGGAUUUUUUAUAUAAGGUAGAAAUGAACCAUAUUUUGUUAGAGAAGUUAGCUAAAUGUUAUCAGCUGUGCUUGAAAAAGAUGAAUAUGAGAUUGCAGAAUAGUGUUAUUAAAACUCUCUCAAAUUUUUCAAUAUUUAAGAGUGA
This is a messenger RNA of Tetrahymena thermophila SB210, 1212 nucleotides long. Its product is annotated as TatD family hydrolase. The transcript is spliced from 2 exons. Gene Ontology annotation, molecular function: 3'-5'-DNA exonuclease activity. The record is from RefSeq and is a predicted model, not a curated record. Lineage: Eukaryota; Ciliophora; Oligohymenophorea; Hymenostomatida; Tetrahymenidae. Gene Ontology annotation, cellular component: cytosol.